AUGGCGUCGGGGGCCGCCACCACGGCCGUGAAGAUUGGAAUAAUUGGUGGAACUGGCCUGGAUGACCCAGAAAUUUUAGAAGGAAGAACUGAAAAAUAUGUGGAUACUCCAUUUGGCAAGGUUAAUAUCCAGUUGGGUUUGGGUUGGCACACUCAUUACCUCUUCUUUUCUCCUUCCCAUAGGCAUGGGAGGCAGCACACCAUCAUGCCUUCGAAAGUCAACUACCAGGCGAACAUCUGGGCUCUGAAGGAAGAGGGCUGUACACAUAUCAUAGUGACCACAGCUUGCGGCUCCUUGAAGGAGGAGAUUCAGCCUGGGGAUAUUGUCAUUGUCGAUCAGUUCAUUGACAGGACUACCAUAAGGCCUCAGACCUUCUAUGAUGGGAGUCGUUCCUGUGCCAGAGGAGUGUGCCAUAUUCCAAUGGCUGAGCCAUUCUGCCCCAAGACGAGAGAGGUCCUCAUAGAGACUGCUAAGAAGCUAGGACUCCGAUGUCACUCCAAGGGGACAAUGGUCACAAUCGAGGGGCCUCGGUUUAGCUCCAGAGCAGAAAGUUUCAUGUUCCGCACCUGGGGGGCAGAUGUUAUCAAUAUGACUACAGUUCCAGAGGUGGUUCUUGCUAAGGAGGCUGGGAUUUGCUAUGCAAGUAUUGCCAUGGCAACAGAUUACGAUUGCUGGAAGGAGCAUGAGGAAGCGGUUUCAGUAGAUAGGGUCAUAAAGACCCUGAAAGAAAAUGCCAAUAAAGCCAAAAGUUUACUUCUCACUACCAUACCUCAGAUAGGGUCCAUGGAAUGGUCUGAAACCCUCCAUAACCUGAAGAGUAUGGUCCAGUUUUCGGUUUUACUACCAAGACAUUAA
This is a messenger RNA of Orycteropus afer afer, 855 nucleotides long. NCBI's taxonomy places the organism in Eukaryota, Metazoa, Chordata, Mammalia, Tubulidentata, Orycteropodidae. The record is from RefSeq and is a predicted model, not a curated record.